Molecule: messenger RNA, 5834 nt
Organism: Sphaerodactylus townsendi
Lineage: Eukaryota; Metazoa; Chordata; Lepidosauria; Squamata; Sphaerodactylidae
Gene: TNKS2
Product: tankyrase 2
Exons: 27
Coding region: 207-3734 (1175 amino acids)
Cellular component (GO): cytoplasm; nucleus
Molecular function (GO): protein binding; NAD+ poly-ADP-ribosyltransferase activity
Source: RefSeq, a predicted model, not a curated record
AUGCUCUGUGCUUAGCCAGGCAUCCCCGAUGCUCGCGUCGCUCGGCUGCCUCCCUGCCCUCCAUGGCCGCGUUUUCCUGACCGAGGCGUCGCCUCCGUCUCCUCCUUGCAGGCGUCUCUUUUUCACACACACACACCCCGGGUCUUCCAUGGCCGCGCUGUGAGCGGAGGGGCCGCGCCAGAGGGAGGGCGGCUUCCCCCACCGGCAUGGCGGGGCGUCGAGGCGCGGGCGGUGGCGGCGGCGGCGGAGGGGCAGGCUCGGGGGAAGCGCCGCUGCCCUCCUCGGCGUGCUGCGGCGGAGCGGAUCCGGCCCGCGAGCUCUUCGAGGCCUGCCGCAACGGCGACGUGGAGCGCGUGAAGCGCCUGGUGCGGCCCGAGAACGUGAACGGCAGAGACACGGCCGGCAGGAAAUCCAGCCCGCUCCACUUCGCCGCAGGUUUCGGUCGAAGGGAUGUAGUUGAAUAUUUGCUUCAAAGUGGUGCUAAUGUUCAUGCACGAGAUGAUGGGGGCCUCAUCCCACUUCAUAACGCCUGCUCUUUUGGUCAUGCUGAAGUCGUCAAUCUCCUCCUGCGUCAUGGUGCAGAUCCUAAUUCCCGGGAUAAUUGGAACUACACACCUCUUCAUGAAGCAGCCAUUAAGGGCAAAAUUGACGUCUGUAUAGUACUGUUGCAGCAUGGUGCUGAUCCAGUUAUCCGUAAUACAGAUGGAAGAACAGCACUGGACUUAGCAGAUCCAUCAGCGAAAGCUGUGCUUACCGGUGAAUACAAGAAAGAUGAACUCUUGGAAAGUGCCAGGAGUGGAAAUGAAGAAAAAUUGAUGGCCCUUCUCACACCACUAAAUGUCAACUGUCAUGCAAGUGAUGGCAGGAAGUCAACUCCUUUACAUUUAGCAUCUGGUUAUAACCGUGUUAAGAUUGUACAGCUGUUGUUGCAACAUGGAGCUGAUGUGCAUGCUAAGGAUAAGGGAGACUUGGUACCACUUCAUAAUGCAUGUUCCUAUGGUCAUUAUGAAGUAACAGAACUUCUAGUAAAGCAUGGAGCAUGUGUAAAUGCAAUGGAUCUGUGGCAAUUUACUCCUCUACAUGAAGCAGCUUCUAAGAACAGAGUAGAAGUAUGUUCUCUCUUGCUCAGCUACGGUGCUGAUCCCACACUGUUAAACUGCCAUAAUAAAAGUACUAUAGACUUGGCCCCAACACCACAGUUAAAAGAAAGAUUGGCAUAUGAAUUCAAAGGACACUCACUGCUGCAGGCUGCAAGGGAAUCUGAUGUAGCUCGUGUGAAAAAACAUCUCUCUCUUGAGAUUAUAAACUUCAAGCAUCCCCAAACUCAUGAAACUGCCUUGCACUGUGCUGCUGUAUCUCCAUAUCCUAAAAGAAAGCAAGUAUGUGAGCUGCUUCUAAGAAAAGGGGCCAACAUCAGUGAAAAGACAAAAGACUUCCUGACACCCCUCCAUGUGGCAUCAGAAAAAGCUCAUAAUGAUGUUGUUGAAAUUCUUGUGAAACAUGAAGCAAAGGUAAAUGCGUUGGAUAAUCUUGGCCAGACCUCUCUGCAUCGAGCAGCACACUGUGGGCACCUGCAGACCUGUAGGCUGUUACUGAGCUCUGGUUGUGAUCCAUCAGUUGUGUCACUUCAGGGUUUUACAGCCUCUCAGAUGGGAAAUGAGAGUGUUCAACAAUUAUUGCAAGAAGGCAUCCCUUUAGGCAAUUCAGAAGCAGAUCGACAGUUGUUGGAAGCAGCAAAGACAGGCGAUGUGGACAUAGUAAAAAAGUUAUGUACAAUUCAGACUGUGAAUUGCCGGGACAUUGAAGGGCGUCAGUCCACCCCACUUCACUUUGCAGCAGGAUAUAAUAGAGUGUCUGUGGUUGAAUAUCUUCUGCAGCAUGGUGCUGAUGUUCAUGCAAAAGACAAAGGAGGCCUUGUCCCUUUGCAUAAUGCCUGUUCUUACGGGCACUAUGAGGUGGCUGAACUACUUGUUAAACAUGGUGCAGUUGUGAAUGUAGCAGAUCUGUGGAAAUUCACUCCUUUGCAUGAAGCUGCUGCAAAAGGGAAAUACGAGAUUUGUAAACUUUUGCUACAGCAUGGGGCUGACCCCACAAAGAAAAACAGAGAUGGGAAUACUGCCUUGGACCUUGUCAAAGAUGGCGACACAGAUAUUCAAGAUCUCCUUCGAGGAGACGCAGCUUUGCUGGAUGCUGCAAAGAAGGGUUGUUUGGCUCGGGUGAAGAAAUUGUGUUCCCCUGAUAAUGUAAAUUGUCGAGAUACACAAGGGCGACAUUCAACUCCUCUACACUUAGCAGCUGGCUACAACAAUUUAGAAGUUGCAGAAUACCUGCUACAACAUGGAGCUGAUGUUAAUGCACAGGACAAAGGGGGCCUAAUUCCACUCCACAAUGCAGCAUCCUAUGGGCAUGUAGAUGUAGCAGCUUUGCUUAUAAAGUAUAAUGCGUGUGUAAAUGCUAUGGACAAAUGGGCUUUCACAUCUUUGCAUGAAGCAGCCCAGAAAGGAAGGACACAGCUUUGUGCCUUAUUAUUGGCACAUGGAGCUGAUCCUACUCUGAAAAACCAGGAAGGACAAACGCCAUUAGACCUAGUCACCGCAGAUGAUGUUAGCGCAUUGUUGACAGCCGCCAUGCCUCUUUCUGCCUUGCCAUCUUGUUACAAACCUCAGGUUAUAAAUGUAUCUCAGAACACGGGACCUUCAGCCGAUUCACUUUCCUCUGUUCCAUCCAGCCCUUCUAAUCUAUCAGCUGCCAGUAGCCUUGACAACUUGUCUGGUAGCUUUUCUGAACUCUCAGUUGUUAGUACAAAUGGUGCCGAGGGAGCUACUAGCUUAGAGACCAAGGAAGUUUCAGGUGUAGAUUUUAGCGUAAAUCAGUUUGUGAGAAAUCUUGGACUUGAUCAUUUGAUCGAUGUGUUCGAAAGAGAGCAAAUAACGUUGGAUGUGCUGGUUGAAAUGGGGCACAAAGAAUUAAAGGAAAUUGGAAUCAAUGCUUAUGGGCAUAGACACAAAAUAAUUAAAGGAGUUGAAAGAUUAAUCUCAGGACAGCAAGGUCUUAAUCCCUACCUGACUUUGAAUACUUCUGGUAGUGGAACUAUCCUCAUUGACCUUUCUCCUGAUGAUAAAGAGUUUCAAUCAGUGGAAGAAGAGAUGCAGAGCACUGUUCGAGAGCACAGAGAUGGAGGGCACGCUGGUGGCGUUUUCAACAGAUACAACAUUUUAAAGAUACAAAAAGUUUGCAACAAAAAACUCUGGGAACGAUACACUCACAGGAGGAAAGAAGUUUCUGAAGAGAAUCAUAAUCAUGCUAAUGAAAGGAUGUUAUUUCACGGCUCCCCGUUUGUGAAUGCGAUCAUUCAUAAAGGUUUUGAUGAAAGACAUGCCUACAUAGGUGGAAUGUUUGGAGCUGGAAUUUAUUUUGCUGAGAAUUCUUCCAAAAGCAAUCAGUAUGUGUAUGGUAUUGGUGGUGGCACAGGUUGCCCAAUUCACAAAGACAGGUCUUGUUAUAUCUGUCAUAGGCAGUUGCUGUUUUGCCGUGUUACAUUGGGCAAGUCUUUUCUGCAGUUCAGUGCAAUGAAAAUGGCUCAUUCUCCUCCAGGACACCAUUCAGUUACUGGUCGGCCUAGUGUAAAUGGACUAGCGUUAGCAGAAUAUGUCAUUUACAGAGGAGAGCAGGCCUAUCCCGAAUAUUUGAUUACUUACCAGAUUGUGAAACCUGAAGUCAUCACAGAAGCUUGAAACCUCAAGUGUUUUGCAAAGAGAUCAAACUAAAGAGAGUACUGAAUUGCUGAAAAAUUGUAUCCCAAUCCAUGGACAUUGUGGUAGAAAAUGUGAAUAAAAUCUAACAUUUUGACUUGGUAAAGCUUUAAUAAAUGUAUAGUAAAUUUUCUACAAUUUCAGAGAUGUCGUUUUUCAGCACUUUAACAGAUCUCAUUCCAGGUGAUACUGGUUUUGUCUGUACUAAAUUAUAUAACAACUAAUAACUUGAAUUAUGUUUUCUAUAUGCUAUUACAGUGAAGUCUAACAAACUGUAUUGCUAUACAGGAACUCAUUUUACUAAUACUGUGUUCUUUAAAACUCUACAUUUACACAGAGUCAUUUGUAAAACUGUAAAUAAGAGCUUUUCUACUAGCUUGGUAUUUAUUUACAUUGUUUUGUAAUACAUGUGUGUUAGAAUUGCAGCAUAUGCAAAUCCUCUUUUUGUCAUUGCAUUAAUCCAUCUGCAUUUCACCACAUACAGUAGUUUGAAGGACCUUGUAAGAUUCCAGGUCUUGUCAGUCGAGAUAGAGAUGUGCCCAACAUUCAGAGAGAACAAAGAGAUUCUGAUAGAUUGUCCACAGAAUAGAACACAUUCCAAAGUACUUGGGUAGGACAUUUCAGUUCCUGAACAAAUCCACCAGAAGUUAAAAAUUUCAGUUGGCUUUAGAAGUGAGAAGGGAGCUAUCCACAAUGCAGCUAAAUUUUGGGAGCAUAUUCCAUUCGGAGGCAAUACAUUUUGUAGCAUACUUUAUCCUCCUUUAUUUGAGUAAGGUUGAACACAGAUUACGAGAUCAACAUUUUCACACACCCCUCUCUGAGCAAAGUCUGUUGGAACUGCACCUUUCCAUUCUUAAGUAACUAUGCCUGAUCAGCCAACUUUCUGUGAGCACUAUUCAGCUUACCAUAAGCUUUGGCUGUGCAUUCCACAUAAUAGUCAUUGAAGGCACAAGGCAGUACAGGAAGUUACUGCUACACUGACAGCACAAUCCUAUGCGAAGUUACUCCAAUCUGAAUUAUAGGGUUGAAUUGUGAGAUAUUGAUGUAUUCUUCACCCUCUCUCCUACUAUCUGCAUUCCUUAUUCAUUGAGUUCCAUGUAGAACUACCGUGUUUCCCCCAAAAUAAGACAGGGUCUUAUAUUAUUUUUUGCUCCAAAAAUUAGCAAAAUUUUGCUGUGUUUUGCUUAUUUUCAGGGGAUGUCUUAUUUUUUGCACACACACACACCCCACGUGACCAGAUCAGCUGCGCCAGGUGAUCUAAUUUGGGCUUAUUUUUGGACUAGGGAUUAUAUUUCAAGCAUCCUCCAAAAAUCCCGAAAAAUCAUGCUAGGGCUUAUUUUCAGGGUAGGUCUUAUUUUGGGGAAAACAGGAUACCUAAUCAUUUCAAAGACUUUUAUGUAAAUAUAAUCAAUUCAUGCAUAAUUUCAUUCUAAUUUUAAAUUAUACUUUAAUUGGCUUCUUCAGCAUAUAGGACUUUGACCCCAUCAUAUAAUUUAAUUGUAAAUCAUUAUCACAUUAUAGUUUAAAGAAAGACUGCCGAGACUGCUUGAACAUUCUUGCUCAUAUUGUGCAUUUUAAGUAAGAGCACAUGAAGUCAGUGCAUGAAUUAUUCCAAAAUCAUGUGGAAAACAUAAUUAGCCCACUGUAUGAUGUGAUUGCUGCUGCAAGCAGUGCAGACAAUAUAAAAGGAGUCUUAAUUUGUGUGGUACUUUUUUGCAGCAUGUUUUCCACUCUUUAGCUUUACCAAAUGAUGUUCAUGCAAAAUCUACUAUGGUUUUAAGCGUUGAGAUAUUAGUUUCAUUGCUGAGUAUUUCAUUCUUUUGGAUGUUUAUUUAAUAUGGUGUAAGUUAGUGUGGCAUGGUAACAUUUUAAAUGGUGCCACAAGGUUGGUUAGAAAGUUUUUAAUUUUGCAUGACACGUCAUCUUUUUUGAAGGUUGGAAAUAUAAUGGUUUUGAGAUUAUGUUGGCAUGAGGUGAAAUUCUGGCCUCCUGUGCAAUUAGUGUUCUGCUCAUCUUGAAGUGUCUUCUAUGUAUUGUACCACAUUCCAUACCAUUCAACCCUAAAUAAACUUCAUUCACAUA